Molecule: messenger RNA, 120 nt
Organism: Peronospora matthiolae
Lineage: Eukaryota; Oomycota; Peronosporomycetes; Peronosporales; Peronosporaceae
Source: the annotation of a GenBank genome assembly
AUGACACCGGAGAUCGAUGAACAUUUGAGCGAGUGGACGUGGCAACGUGUGGUGACCACCAAGUAUCAGUGGCACGCUAUCGUGGACAGGACGACGUUCCACUUGGCCAGCUGUCACUGA